Molecule: messenger RNA, 1071 nt
Organism: Cajanus cajan (pigeon pea)
Lineage: Eukaryota; Viridiplantae; Streptophyta; Magnoliopsida; Fabales; Fabaceae
Source: RefSeq, a predicted model, not a curated record
AUGUCAGAUAGGAUUAGCUGUCUUCCGGACACUCUUCUCAUCCACAUUCUCUUACUCUUGCCGAUCAAAGAAGCUGUUGCCACAAGUGUUCUCGCUAAGAGGUGGAGGCCUCUAUGGCUCUCUCUCCCCACUCUUCACUUCAACGACCAAAACUAUUUGCAAAACAAAGAUACUUAUUCCCGUUUUCUUCAGUUGGUAUACACAGUUAUGCUACUGCGAGAUGCGUCACAACCCAUCCAAAGUUUUAAUCUCGAGUGUGAGUCUCCUCUUUGUAACACUUUUAUUGUCAACGCAUGGGUAACGGCUGCUAUACAACUCAAAGUUGAGUGUCUCAGCCUCUCGCUGUCCUCAACGGUGAACUUGCCCAGUUGCAUUCUCACUAGCACAAACCUUGUGGUUCUCAACUUAAAAGGGUUAACUGUGAAGAGUGUUUCUUCUGUUAGUUUACCUUCACUUAAAACACUACACUUGAGAUGGGUUCGUUUCCUUGAACGGAAAUUUCUUUUUGAAGUUCUUUCUUCAUGUCCAGUUCUUGAGGAUCUACUCAUGAGCUUUGUGCUUUUAACUAAACAAUCUUUGGGUGGACAGAUAAAAUCGUUACCAAAAUUGAUCAAAGCAGAUAUUUCUGAGUGUGAUUUUACUAUUCCUAUCGCAGAAUUUUACAAGGCGGAGUUCUUGCGCAUUGAAGUGAUAAAAUCGUUACCAAAAUUGAUCAAAGCAGAUAUUUCUGAGUGUGAUUUUACUAUUCCUAUCGCAGAAUUUUACAAGGCGGAGUUCUUGCGCAUUGAAGUGAAAUAUUUUGGCACCAUAAAUAGUUGGGAAGAAAGUUGGGUAUAUCCGCAAUCUGUUCCCAACUGCCUUUCAUCACAACUUAAAAGAUGCUCUCUCAAAAACUAUGAUGGAAGGCAACAUGAAGUUGGAUUUGCAAAAUAUAUUAUGCAGAACGCAAGAGUUUUAUAUGACCUGACAAUUCAGAGUAGAUCUUCAGAUUUGGAAAUUAAGUUCCGAAUGAUUAAAGAUUUAUCAACAUGUCCAAGGAUUUCAGCUACGUGCGAAAUUAAUUUCCUUUGA